AUGGAACCGACAGAUAUACUGGUAACAAGCAAGAAAAUAGCAUGGACUAUUGGAAACUUCAGUUCACUGAAGACCAAUGCCCCACAUUAUUCUGAUCCUUUCACCGCUGGCCAUUGUUCUUGGAAGGUUGCAAUCUACCGAGGACUGGAAGACGAGAAGUAUCUUGGUAUAUUUUUGUGUGUAGCAGAUACUAGUACUCUGCCUCAAGGUUGGAGCAUAGAUGCACACCUCACCAUCAUGGUGAUCAAUCAAAUUUCCAGCCAAAAAUCUUAUGCAAAAGGUUUGAGACAUAAGUUCCGUGCAAGCGAACGCGUUAGGGGUUUUCGAUCUUUCAUGGAUUUGACAGAGCUUCAAGACCCAUCCAGCGGCUAUAUUCUGAAUGAUUAUUUGACAGUUGAAGUUGAAUUUUUGGAACUUAAGUCCGAAAGUGUUCAGCCAAGUCUCCUCGCAAAUCCGACGGAUGAUGAGGCCCUUAGUGUUGAUUUUAAGGAUCUGGCGCAAAUUGAGAGGCCUUGGUGCCAUUCUUAG
Messenger RNA from Neltuma alba, 528 nucleotides. Its product is annotated as ubiquitin carboxyl-terminal hydrolase 12-like. NCBI's taxonomy places the organism in Eukaryota, Viridiplantae, Streptophyta, Magnoliopsida, Fabales, Fabaceae. The transcript has 3 exons. Bases 1 to 528 code for a protein of 175 amino acids. Gene Ontology annotation, molecular function: protein binding. The record is from RefSeq and is a predicted model, not a curated record.